UUGAUGGGUCCGACAGGAAGUGGAAAGUCUACGUUCACUAAUGCCGUGUGCGACCAGCAGUUCGCGGAAGUAGGUCACGGCUUGGGCUCCUGCACAACGGCUGUGCAGCCAAUUCCUUUCAAAUUUGCGGGAGAACAGGUGACGUUAGUCGACACUCCCGGAUUCGACGAUACAGUGCGACCGCAGGCAGACGUCUUGAAGGAAAUUGCAACAUUUCUGGAGAAAACGUAUGAGAGGGGCAAACGGUUCACUGCAGUGAUCUACAUGCACCGGAUCACAGACCGUCGCAUGACGGGCAUCUCCAUGGAGACCUUCCGACUCUUCCGGAAGAUUUGUGGGGACGAUGCCAUGAAGAAUGUGACGAUCGUAACGAACAUGUGGGAGGAAGUCGACGAGAAGGUCGGUCAGAAGCGGGAGGAAGAGAUCAAGUCGAACUUCUUCAAGGACGCUUUUGACCACGGUGCCAAAAUGUGUCGCCACUAUGGUACCCCAGACUCUGCCAAGGACAUCGUCCGGCAGACCCUGCAGCUGGACCCGCGGGUUCUACGAGUGCAGGACGAGAUGGUCAAAGAGAAGAAGAGCGUCCCGGACACGGACGCCGGUAUCCAGCUACUGAAAGAACUCGACGCGGAGACUGAGAGGCGGCAGAAGGAGAUA
This is a messenger RNA of Postia placenta MAD-698-R-SB12, 657 nucleotides long. RefSeq lists its product as hypothetical. NCBI's taxonomy places the organism in Eukaryota, Fungi, Basidiomycota, Agaricomycetes, Polyporales, Adustoporiaceae. Gene Ontology annotation, molecular function: GTP binding. The transcript has 3 exons. The annotation marks the transcript as partial. The record is from RefSeq and is a predicted model, not a curated record.